AUGAGUUUAUCUCCCUAUCCAACAGCAUCAACAUCAAAAAAAAUUAAAUCAUCAAAAAUAUCCCCUUCUCCUAAAUUACCUGAAAGUAAAAUUGAAGUAAAAAAGGGAACUUUUGGAUAUGAAAAAAUUGGAGGAAUUGAUAAAAUAAUAACUGAAGUGAGAGAAUUAGUUGAAUAUCCUUUGUUGCAUCCUGAAAUUUAUAAACAUCUUGGAAUUGAACCUCCUCGUGGUAUUUUAUUACAUGGACCUCCUGGAUGUGGUAAAACGUUAUUAGCAAAAGCUAUUGCAGGAGAAGUGGGUGUUGCUUUUAUUGAGGUGUCAGCAACAGAACUUGUUGGAGGAAUGUCUGGUGAAAGUGAAAGUAAAAUACGCGAUUUAUUUCAAUCAGCAUCACAAAGAGCACCUGCCUUAUUAUUUAUUGAUGAAAUUGAUGCUAUUACACCAAAAAGAGAUAACGCACAACGUGAAAUGGAAAGAAGAAUUGUUGCUCAAUUAUUGUCUUCAUUAGACAAACUUAGUGAAGCAGAUAAACCAGUUAUUGUAAUUGGUGCUACAAAUCGUCCUGAUUCAUUAGAUCCAGCAUUACGUAGGGCUGGUAGAUUUGAUAGAGAAAUUGCUAUGGGCAUUCCUAGUGAAGCACAAAGAAAACAAAUAUUAGAUAAAAUGAUGGUUAAUUUAAAAAUUGAUUCUGCUGUUAAUAUCGAAAAAUUAGCAAAAGGAACUGCAGGGUAUGUAGGCGCUGAUAUUGCUGCCUUAACAAAAGAAGCUGCCAUAGCAGCUAUUCAUCGUAUUUUUAGUGGAAAAGCUGGAACUGAUAAUCUUAAAUCUAUUCAACAAGAUGUUGAAGAAGAAAAUCAAAAAGAUUUAAAUGAAAGACAAGCUGUUUGUGAUUAUUUAAAAUCAAAUACUAACACAUUUACAGAAACAGAACUUGCACAGUUAAGUAUUACUCAAAGUGAUUUUGAUCAUGCUUUAAAUGUUGUACAACCAUCUUCUAAAAGAGAAGGAUUUACAACUAUUCCUGAUGUUACUUGGGAUAAUAUUGGAGGUAUGGAAGAAGUUCAUAAUGAAUUAAAAAGACUUGUAGUAGGUGCUGUUCAAUACCCAUCAUUGUAUAAGAAAUUUGGUGUUGAUACUCCUGCUGGUAUUCUUCUUUAUGGACCACCAGGAUGUGGUAAAACAUAUUGUGCUAAGGCUUUAGCUAAUGAAUGUAAAGCUAAUUUUAUUGCUGUUAAAGGUCCACAAUUACUUAAUAAAUAUGUUGGUGAAGCAGAACGUGCUGUAAGACAAUUAUUUAUGAGAGCAAGAAAUAGUGCGCCUUGUGUUAUAUUUUUUGAUGAAUUAGAUGCACUUGCACCAAAACGAAGUGAAGACUCAUCUGGGGUAUCAAGAAUUGUAAAUCAAUUGUUAACUGAAUUAGAUGGUAUGGAUGUAAGAAAAGAUGUUUUUGUUGUUGCAGCAACAAACAGACCAGAUUGUAUUGAUCCAGCAAUGUUAAGACCUGGAAGACUUGACAGACUUAUUUCAGUUGAUUUACCAAAUAGUGAUGCUCGUGUUGAUAUUCUCAAAACUAUAUGUAAACGACAAAAAGUUCCACUAGCAGAUAGUGUUAAUUUAGAAAAGAUAGCACGAUCUGUUCAAGUAGAUGGUUUUUCUGGUGCAGACCUUACUGCUUUGGUUAAAGAAGCUUCUGUUAGAGCUCUUGAUGAAAUUGUAAAAAAAGUUGGAUAUGAGAGUGCACAAAAAGAUGGUGGUUUAGUAGAAGAAAGGCACUUUAUUGAAGCGUUAUCAAAAAUACGUCGUAGCGUAAGUAAAGAAGAUGAAUUAGAAUAUUUAAAGAUAAAACAAAGUAUUUUAUCUCAAAAUUGA
This is a messenger RNA of Entamoeba dispar SAW760, 1869 nucleotides long. RefSeq lists its product as uncharacterized. Gene Ontology annotation, molecular function: preribosome binding; ATP hydrolysis activity; ATP binding. Bases 1 to 1869 code for a protein of 622 amino acids. The record is from RefSeq and is a predicted model, not a curated record. The transcript has a single exon. Lineage: Eukaryota; Evosea; Mastigamoebida; Endamoebidae. Gene Ontology annotation, cellular component: nucleus. Gene Ontology annotation, biological process: ribosome biogenesis.